AUGGUCUGUAAGGGUACCAGUAACCUGGUAAAGUUAUGUGCAAGGUGCUGUCUCUAUCGAAUACAAGCAGCUAAAAGCUGGGUGAAACUACAGAUACGCUGGGAUCCUGAAAAGCAAGCUGAAAAUAAAAAGGAGAAUUUGGAGCUAGCUUACAGUAGUACCAGUCGUAGAGUGAUGACACAGACUUCAGAAAACGAGACACACAUAAUCCUGGAUGUUCAUCAGCACUUGAACACAGUGAUGACUAAGCAUGGGCUCAGCGCUACACGGAGUGCAUUACUUUCAAUUGAGGGGUGCAAGCUACCAAGUCAGAGCUACCUUCAAACUGCAAGCGACGUGCCUGGGGGUCACAACCUGGAUCCCUCUGCAAACUACAAUUCCCCAAAGUUUCGCUCAAGGAAUCAGAGCUACAUGAGAGCAGUGAGCACACUCAGUCAGGCCAGCUGCGUUAGUCAGAUGAGUGAAGCAGAGGUUAAUGGGCAAUUUGAAUCGGUGUGUGAAUCAGUGUUUAGUGAAGUUGAAGCUCAGGCAAUGGAUGCCCUUGACCUCCCUGGAUGUUUCCGAACAAGAAGCCACAGUUACUUGCGUGCCAUUCAGGCAGGUUAUUCCCAAGAUGAUGAAUGUAUUCCUGCGAUGGCCUCUUCCAACAUCACCUCAACUAUCAGGUCAACCACAGCUGCAACUUUCACAAGUUACAAAAAAACACCGCCUCCGGUACCUCCUCGUACCACUUCCAAGCCACUAAUCUCCGUCACAGCACAGAGCAGCACAGAAUCCACCCAGGACGCCUAUCACGAUAGCCGGACUCAGAGGAUUUCCCCGUGGCCUCAGGAUGGGCGAGGGAUGUACAACUCCACAGACAGUUUGGACAGUAACAAGGCCAUGAAUCUUGCCUUGGAGACUGCGGCUGCGCAGCGCCAUGCUUCUGAGAGCCAGGGAGCCUCGAUACGAACCAGCGACAAGGCCAUUUUGGUGUCAAAAGCUGAGGAGUUCCUUAAGAGUCGACGUUCCUCUAUAGGGAUUCAGGUGGAAACAGCGACCGAUUCAGAUACUGAGAGCAGAGGUCUACGGGAGUACCACUCUGUUGGGGUGCAAGUGGAAGAUGAAAAACGACAUGGACGAUUUAAGCGCUCAAACAGUGUAACAGCAGCUGUCCAGGCUGACCUGGAAUUGGAGGGCUUCCCAGGACACAUAACCAUGGAGGACAAAGGACUUCAGUUUGGCUCAUCGUUCCAGCAGCACUCAGAGCCCAGCACUCCUACUCAAUACAGCGCAGUGAGAACUGUACGGACACAGGGACUCUUCAGUUACAGAGAAGAUUAUAGGACCCCAGUUGACACCUCAAAUCUUCCACCACCAGAACCCUGGCUAGAACCAGCCAUUGAGACAGUAGAAACUGGUCGAAUGUCUCCUUGUCGACGGGACGGAUCUUGGUUUAUGAAGUUGCUACAUACUGAAACUAAGAGGAUGGAAGGAUGGUGUAAAGAAAUGGAAAGAGAGGCAGAAGAAAAUGAUCUUUCUGAAGAAAUCCUAGGUAAGAUCCGAAGUGCUGUUGGAAGUGCUCAGCUCCUCAUGUCUCAGAAAUUCCAGCAAUUUUAUUGGCUCUGUCAGCAAAAUCUGGACCCGAGUGCCAUGCCGAGACCAACUUCCCAGGACCUAGCAGGAUUCUGGGACUUAUUGCAGCUCUCGAUUGAAGACGUCAGCAUGAAGUUCGAUGAACUGCACCAGUUGAAACUCAAUGAAUGGAAAAUAAUAGAAUCACCUGAAAGGAAGGAAGAAAGAAAGGUUCCUCCUCCUGUACCAAAGAAGCCCCCAAAAGGAAAAUUCCCUAUCACAAGAGAAAAAUCUCUGGACCUACCCGACAGACAGCGACAAGAGGCUAGAAGACGGCUCAUGGCUGCUAAGAGAGCAGCCUCUUUCCGGCAGAAUUCAGCCACAGAGCGUGCAGACAGCAUUGAGAUCUAUAUCCCAGAGGCUCAAACCCGGCUUUAAAGACAGAAUGCUGCAGAGUUUCUUUUUUAAACAAAAUGCUUGUACAGUUUGUCACUUACCUGGUAAUUUUUGUCUCAUUCUCUCCACUAAAUAUGCCCUCGCUGUUGUGUUCUUUGUGCCAUAAGCACAGUGGAAUGCUUUUGAUUUCCUCAGAAUUUGCUGAGCUCACUGCAAGAACAACUUCUUUUGUAUUUAUUGUCUGACUUACAAUCAGCUACAAUGGAUAGGGCUUGUUGAGACCUGACUUAUCCAAUAUAUUCUCAGAGGACAACAAGAAACACCUCUUGAGAUGGAACCCAGCUUACUUUUUUGUUAUUUAUAUUUUUAUAAAAUGUGUGAUAAUUAGGGAUAAGAAUAACAAACUAUAAAUGGGUGCAUCUCACCAUUCACUAGAGGCAUUAGCUAAUCCAAGUAGAAGGUGCUACAAAUGUAAAGAGCAGGAAAGAAAGAACCCAUUUAUCUCUCUGACCUCCAGUUUGUUUUCCUUGAAUCCAGCUAAAAUAUUUGCCCAUGUGCUCUGCCACUCUACUCGUCUUUGUUACUGCAAAAUAACAUUAGGCCUCUCAUGUCAUGUCAAGUUUCUGGAGAUGAACAGGGAUAUCCAGCCACUAAAACUCCAAAGUUCGUGAGAAACCAAGAAGCGUGCAAGCCUGGUGAUGUUGGGAAUGCCCAGUGAGAAACGUUUGCUGCUAGCAGUAGAACGACCUUCUGAAACCUAAGCAAAAUGAUGAUGCAAGAAGACUUGAGUGAUGGGUGAAAGGAAAAUGGAAGCCUUAAAAGUUAGAUCUUCUGUAGCAAGAUGUGUAAAGAAAAAGUUAUACUUACUCCUUCGGAACAUUCAUUGCAUUUUUAACAGUUAUUUUAUGUGUUAACAUUUAUUUUAUAAACCUCUCUUUUAUUUCAAGAGCUGCGCUACAUGUAAUAUUUCAAACUCUUCAAAAUGUUAUAUCAAUUGAGUUUCCAGGGUAUCCUUGAGAAAAAAAAAAAUCUUGCUUGUUUAAAAUGCCAGUUGUGAUGUUGUAACCAGUUUAAGAAAUAUGAAUGUGAGUGGUAAGUAUAUCUAAGUUUAAAUGGUUAUGUUAAGGUAAAGGUGAACUGUGGUUUACAGUUGUAUUUUUUUUAGAACUAUUUUUCUAUGCAGGAUCAGUUAUAGCAAGAAUAACCUUCUUGCUUGCUUCAGACAUU
This is a messenger RNA of Tinamus guttatus (white-throated tinamou), 3177 nucleotides long. The record is from RefSeq and is a predicted model, not a curated record. Lineage: Eukaryota; Metazoa; Chordata; Aves; Tinamiformes; Tinamidae.